AUGUCUGACAUAGUAAAGCAGGGAUACGUAAAAUUUCAAUCUAAAAACUUGGGCAUAUGGAAAAAAAGAUGGUUGGUACUGAAAAUGCACUCCAGAAGGGGACCAGUCAGAUUGGAGAAGUAUUCGGACGAGGUGGCAUCACUGAGUUCCGGAAAGUAUCGUAUGAUUGAUCUGUCCAAGGUCGAGAACAUCUACAGGCUCCCGGAUUUCGAGAAGAAAUGCGCCAUUCAUAUAACCGUCGAUUGCAUGCAGUCGGUUCAGUUUUCCGUUGAUUCUGAAUUAGAAUGCGAAAACUGGUUGAAAAUGAUCCAGGGUGAAAUACAAGGAGCCCUUAUUAACAGAGUAUGCGUAAAUAUUUAUUCACCAGACUCAUUCAACGUCUACCUGACAAAGCACCCGAAACUGCCGACCCACGGCGAAUGUACCAUGGAGAUCACGGAUACGGAAAUCCGUCUACUUAACCACAGGGAUCAGGAAAUUGUAUUCUGGCCUAUUAACAAGUUAAGGAAGUAUGGAGUGGAGAGGAACAUGUUCACUAUUGAAGCUGGCAGAUCGUGCGUGACGGGGGAGGGUACAUUUGUGUUUGAGAGUGAGGCUUCCGACGACAUAUACUCCAGGGUCAACAACGUCAUCAAGUCUCAAGCGCUCGCCAAGAGAAACGAAGUUAGUUUGGGUGUUUGCAAUCGAGAAUUUUGUCACGUUCUUCAUAUUCUUUUGUGUUUUGUUGACCAUAUUUUGGUUGUAGUGUGGUAA
This is a messenger RNA of Helobdella robusta, 753 nucleotides long. RefSeq lists its product as hypothetical. Gene Ontology annotation, cellular component: cytoplasm. Bases 1 to 753 code for a protein of 250 amino acids. The record is from RefSeq and is a predicted model, not a curated record. The transcript has 5 exons. Lineage: Eukaryota; Metazoa; Annelida; Clitellata; Rhynchobdellida; Glossiphoniidae. Gene Ontology annotation, biological process: positive regulation of MAPK cascade; cell surface receptor protein tyrosine kinase signaling pathway.